This is a messenger RNA of Suillus clintonianus, 570 nucleotides long. RefSeq lists its product as uncharacterized. The coding region runs from base 1 to 570 and encodes 189 amino acids. Lineage: Eukaryota; Fungi; Basidiomycota; Agaricomycetes; Boletales; Suillaceae. The record is from RefSeq and is a predicted model, not a curated record. The transcript is spliced from 7 exons.
AUGGCCGUUGAUAACAACAGAUAUGAUAUAUAUGCAACUAGUACAUAUAUACUCUCUUUCUCACUCACCGUAUCCCAAGCCCUUGGUAAAUAUAUCAGCCAGGCUGUCAUAGUAGCAUCCGUCGGUGUUCUCUUCACCGCUACUGCCAACGCACCAUUUGAGACCAGCGCGACCCCGGGCAUCACAGGCUGCUACCAGUCUGCGGGAAGCGAUGAGCUCUUCUUACCGUUUGUUCUCUUUGCUCUCGAACUGGGAUUCAUAUCCCUCACGUUAGUACGUGCCAUACAGAGCUGGCGGACCGCCCGUAACCCUCUGUAUGAUAUCCUGCUGAAGCACAACAUACUCUAUUAUGCAUGCGGUCUAUUUUUCUCGGCGGUGAACGUACUCACGUCACUGUUCCUCCACUAUGCGUACAACGCUAUGUUGCAAGAUUUCCAGCUCAUCAUCCUCGCGAUCCUUGCCACACGCAUGCACCUCCAUCUCUGGCAUGUCGACCGGCACAUACAUGGAUCUGACGCCCUCAUGCUUAUUCCUCUCACUGAUGUGUCGUCUGCGGGCCGCGCGGGUUGA